Plectropomus leopardus (leopard coralgrouper) is the source of this 1126-nucleotide messenger RNA. RefSeq names its product tRNA methyltransferase 61A (gene trmt61a). The record is from RefSeq and is a predicted model, not a curated record. Gene Ontology annotation, cellular component: tRNA (m1A) methyltransferase complex; nucleus. Lineage: Eukaryota; Metazoa; Chordata; Actinopteri; Perciformes; Serranidae. Gene Ontology annotation, biological process: tRNA methylation. Gene Ontology annotation, molecular function: tRNA (adenine(58)-N1)-methyltransferase activity.
AUGAAUGGGUGGUUAGUUAGCUGUCAGCUCCGUCCACAUGCACUUUCAACGGCUUUAACAUCACGUUUUACCGUUUACUGACCAGCGGUUGUGUUCGUUUAAAAGCUCCAGCGAAUUCUUCUUCUGCAGACGAGUGACGGUGCUCGCCAUGAGUUUCGUGGAGUACUCAGAUUUCAUCCAGGACGGAGACGUCGCCAUCGUCUACUUGGGCCAUGAAUCCAUGAUGCCAGUCAAGGUGCAGCAGGGCGCCCAAACGCAGACACGUUACGGAGUCAUUCGCCACUCCACGGACCUGAUCGGCCAGCGUUACGGGGCGAAGGUCACCUGCAGCAAAGGCGGCUGGGUCCGCGUGCUUCACCCCACACCUGAGCUGUGGACCGUCACCCUGCCGCACCGCACGCAGAUCCUCUACACCACCGACAUCGCCACCAUCACCAUGAUGCUGGAGCUGAAGCCGGGGUCCAUCGUCUGCGAGUCAGGGACCGGUAGCGGCUCCCUCUCCCACGCCAUCCUGCGCACCAUCGCCCCCACAGGUCACCUGCACACGGUGGAGUUCCACCAGCAGCGGGCGGAGAAGGUGGCGGAGGAGUUUAAGGAGCACCGCGUGGACCAUCUGGUCACCGUCAGGAACCAGGACGUGUGCAAAGACGGUUUUGGAGUGACCGGGAUAGCGGACGCCGUCUUCCUGGACAUCCCCAGCCCCUGGGAGGCGGUGAGACACUCCAAGGCUGCUCUGAAGAAACAAGGAGGUCGGGUGUGUUCGUUUUCUCCGUGUAUCGAGCAGGUCCAGAGAACAUGCGAGGCCUUGGCGGAUCAGGGUUUCAAGGAGAUCAGCACCGUUGAGGUCCUGCUGCGAGUCCACGACGUCCGAACCGUCUCUUUGCCGCUGCCCGACUUCGGCCCGGACCCCUCCACUCAGACUGAGCCCGACGGCGCAGAGAAAACACCUCCAGGACAGGCGUCCAUCUCCUUGAAGACCACCACCCCGCCAAGAGAGAUCCCGGGUCACACAGGGUACCUCACCUUCGCCACCAAACCCAGAACCUAAAGAGAUUUGUCUUUAUUUCACCACCAGUACACAGGAUGAGGUUUCUAAUCUCUUUGCCUCGUUCCAGUGUAUUUUGCG